Messenger RNA from Magnolia sinica, 1954 nucleotides. RefSeq names its product UDP-glycosyltransferase 91C1-like. Gene Ontology annotation, molecular function: UDP-glycosyltransferase activity. Bases 45 to 1439 code for a protein of 464 amino acids. The record is from RefSeq and is a predicted model, not a curated record. Lineage: Eukaryota; Viridiplantae; Streptophyta; Magnoliopsida; Magnoliales; Magnoliaceae. The transcript has a single exon.
GAACUAAAUCCAUCUCUCCCUUGCAUUUGACUCCACACUCUGCAAUGGAAGAACAAAAGAAGCUUCGCAUUGCUAUGGUGCCGUGGAUAGGUUUUGGCCACAUGAUCCCUUAUCUAGAGCUGGCCAAGUGCUUAGCUCAACUGGGCCACCAUGUCUCCUUCCUCGCCCCCACCAGGAACAUUGAGAGGCUGCCAAGUGUUCCUCAUGAUCUGCGUUCCCAGCUAAAUCUAGUAAAGCUUACCCCACCUCACGUCGAAGGCCUACCUGAGGGUGCUCAAUCCACCGUCGAUGUCCCGAUCGAUUACCUUGCCCAGUUAUAUGAGAUGUUGGAUGGACUCGAAGACCCUGUAUCAGAGUUCCUCGAUGCCAAUCCAUCAACAGAUUGGCUUAUCUACGACACGUUCAUUUGGUGGGCCCCACGCGUCGCAGCUAAGCAUGGAAUACCCACCGUCUUCUUUGGACCGUUCAGUGCUAUGUCUCUCUCCAUCAUGGGGCACCCAAAGGUGCUGAUGGACCCUCAGCCAACAACGCCCGAGGAAUUAACAGUGCCACCCCCGUGGGUCCCAUUCCCUACCACCGUAGCUUUCCGAUACUUUGAAGCCGUAAGAAUCGCGAGGGACAGAACUAGGCGUGCAACCGCUUCGACUGAGGGCGCUAAAAACAGGAUAGGGGUCUUCGAAGGAACCCACGUCGCCAUACGUAGCUGCCGUGAAUUCGAACCUGAAUGGAUCCGACUCCUUGGCGAGCUUUACGGGAAACCUGUUUUCCCGAUUGGCUUGCUUUCACCAUCCGUACCUAAAAUCGACGAUAAGGGAAAUGACACGUGGGUGGAUCAGGAGUGGCUUGAUUCACAAAAGGAAGGGUCCACGAUUUAUGUUGCAUUUGGGAGCGAGAUGCGAUUCAGCAGAGAACAAGCUCAUGAGUUAGCAAUCGGGUUAGAACUAUCCGAGUUGCCUUUCUUUUGGGCAUAUAGGGGGGACCCGUCUCUACUCCCACCCGGGUUCGAAGAUCGAACCAAGGGUCGUGGGAUCGUACGCUUGGGGUGGGCCCCACAAACUAGGUUACUUGCACACAAGUCAGUCGGGUGUUUCUUUACGCACGGUGGAUGGGGUUCGUCAGUUGAGGGUCUCGCUUUCGGCAAGCCGUUCGUUUUGUUACCUUUCCAAGGUGAUCAAGGGCUGAAUACAUGUGUGAUGAAAGAAAGGAACGUUGGAGUCGAGGUGGCAAGGAACGAUAGGGACGGAUCUUUCAAGCGGGAGGCAAUCGCUGAGUCUUUGAAGCAGGUGAUGGGGGAUGAUGGUGAGCCCAUCAGAUCCAACGCUAAGGAGUUGAUGAAGAUCUUUGCUGACAAGGAACGGCAUAACGAGUACAUCAAGGACUUCGCAGAUUUCCUCGUCGAGAAUAGACGCCAUGACGGCGUCCCAGCUCCCUCGGCCUAAUCAUGUCAAGCGAAAUGUUUGUGAAUAAGGCCUACUAACUACACCAUCAGACAGCGUUGGAUAAUCGACGGUCAGAUGGUGCUGGAUGAUGGGUGUAGAAUGCCAACUGCAUUAGUGUGAAACUGAGCAUUGAGACUGAGAGGGCUUCUAGGUUCUCUAAACGUAGUUAUGUUAACUAGAAUUUUUAUUUUUUUUAAUUUUAUUAGUAUAUUAGCUGCAUGAAUUAAAUAAGACCCACCAAAUCCAAAUCAGACGGUGCGGGAUGAUGGGGGCCGCAUGUUCGAGUGUGCCAGUCUGUAUGUCUGGAAAGGAAACACCUAAUCCACGGUUGGAUGGUGUCGGUAGUUUGGGGGUAGAAUUAGUAAUGUUGGGUGUUGAUUGGAUUAGUAUGUCAUGUAUCGUAUAUCACUAAUUAGUAGUUCGGUUGUGUGUAAUCUACUCUUGUUAGUUAGAUUGGACAAAAAGUAGAGAGGCAAUGGCCUUUCGAGAGCAGGAUUUUCAAAUCUUAUUCUGGA